Messenger RNA from Photinus pyralis (common eastern firefly), 1092 nucleotides. Its product is annotated as A-kinase anchor protein 14-like. Bases 92 to 940 code for a protein of 282 amino acids. Gene Ontology annotation, molecular function: protein kinase A regulatory subunit binding. Gene Ontology annotation, cellular component: cAMP-dependent protein kinase complex. The record is from RefSeq and is a predicted model, not a curated record. The transcript has 6 exons. Lineage: Eukaryota; Metazoa; Arthropoda; Insecta; Coleoptera; Lampyridae.
CUUGUAAUUACGUAGUGAAGUUCCCUUGGAAACAGUAACUCUUGACAGUAACGCUUCAAAAUCCAAACGUCGUUUGUCUAAAUUUCAGAUUAUGAGUUUUCAGACAGACCCAGAUGCAAGUGAAGGCGACAAGGAAGUAUAUGUCGAAACACUGCAAGACAAUGAACCGCACUCCUCAGAGAGCUCGUUAGGGUCAGGCAUUCCACCCGCUCCACCGUGCACCCCUAUCGAACUAUCGGAAUGCACAGAAGUCGACACCAAUGAACUACUCCCAAACACAUUAACCGAGCAAACAUCUGACAUAGUAAUUGACGAAAUCGAAAGACGCAUCCGAAUUUCUGAGGCGGCGCGUGAAAUUUCAUGCUCCUACAUUAGCGAGGCGCUAACAGACGAAUGCAUUCUUUAUUCGGACAUCGAGACGUUUUCGGGGUACUUCGUUGAUGAAAUUAUCGAAACCUCGAUCGGUAGAUUAAUACAAGAGCAAGACAAAUUAGGAAUCACCGUCAUAAUUGAAGCUGCACGAUCAACAUCUCACACAAAUUCGGCACUAGAUUCACUUUGGCCACGAAACGGCGAGUUUACAAAAGAAACCGGAAUGGAUGCAAUCCAUGAAUACCUCAGAACCUGGAUUUAUGUAGAAGAUUGGUUAUACUGCGUCGACUUCUUAAUGGUCCAAAGUGACGAAUGUAGCGAGUAUUAUCUGUACGAGGCAAAGUUCAGCAUACCCACACGGUGCUAUCCCAUUCCUCAAGCAACUGCAAGCGUAUUUUUCACUGUUGAAGUUUCCAGAAUUAAACCUCUAUACUGUCCUGUGGACAUAUCAUACGUGUUUGAGGGGUCCAGUCUUGUGAGAGUCCCAGGAAAGGUGCCGUUCGACGAAAGUUUUUUAUUUGACAUUGUUGACGCCAAAUUAUCUUUAUAUAAAUCAAUUUCUUUCUAAUUUUCUUUGUUACCCAAGCUACCCAAAAAAAAUGUCUUUGAGUGGAGGAAGAAUCCUUCCGUUUAAGUUACCUAAGUAUCGUGCAUUAUUUUGUUCAGUUUUUAGCUUCCUAGCCCGAACUAGGUGGCUAUUACGAUCACCGUUUCUUGGAC